AGAGCCAAGGCUUUUCUUCCAAAAAAGAAAACCUAAAUUUUUUUCUCCCACCCUAAUUUUUCUUCCGCCGGCGUGCGUACAGCAUGCCAGCCUUCUUUUGCCCAUGAUCGUUUGGCAGAGGCCAUCAAGAAACCUCAAACCAAUACUUCCCCAUCCUCUCUGUCUAGUUCUCAGUGCCGAUCUCCCUUACCAUGUUCGGCACGGAUCCCUUAUCGAAGCUCCCUACCGACAUCAAAUUAUUUAUGCGGAAUCUCCAUACUUUGGUUCCUGAUAAACUUACGGAUACCAAUUAUCCUGCUUGGGCCCUGAACGUUACUACCGCUCUGUCCGCUCACCUUCUUUUCAACUGGGUGAACGGAGACGACAAAGCCCCUCCGGAAAAACUCCAAAAAGAUGGCGGUCAAAUUGAUAAUCCAGACUUUGCCCUCUGGACCUUGAUUGAUACACAGAUCCGGGCUUGUCUUCUUGCUAUUCUCAUCCCGUCUGUUCAUAAGCAUGCCCGAGGUUUCACCAGUUCCGUCUCUCUCUGGGCUGCCCUAGCCGCGAGGUACAACUCCCUGUCCGAGGCUCAUAUCUUUCAACUUCGAGAUCGUGUGCAUACCCUUCAGAAGGGUUCUAAAACGAUGACCCAAUAUUUGGAUGAAAUGGCGUCCAUUCUUUCUGAUCUUGAUGCCAUUAAUGAAAUCAUCCCUGAAUGGGACGUCAUCAACGCUGUUGUACGUGGCCUCCCGGCUGAUUAUUCAUCCUUCAAACAACACGUUCGCAUGAACGAGGCCUCCCUCACUCUUGCUCAGAUCUCUGGUUGGCUCGGCGCGGAGGAACUAAAUCUGGAAUUCGAACAAAAGCUCACCAUGGCCGAGUCUAGCACCGGGGGUACCCACACGGCUCUCUACACAGCCGGCGGAGGCCGAGGCCAGCAGGACAAGCGCCGCAGUGGUAGUCGCAGCCGUACACAGCAAUCCGGGCGUGGUAGCGGCUCGGUGCAGCGGUAUUCUCAGCCACAUCAUGGGCGCGGGGGCGGCAGGUCCUCUCGUGGAGGCCCGUACCGUGGCGGUGGCGGACGUGGGUCUCAGGGUCGUGAACUCCCUGUCUCCCAGAUUUGUGAUAAACGGGGCCAUUCCGCCGCCUCGUGCUGGUAUCGCUAUGAUGAGUCUACUGCUGAUAGUUCUUCGUCCGGCGGGUCUCGUGCGAUGCAGCGGCCACAAGCACCCAAAACGGUAUUUGGUACCUUGACACGGGUGCCAACACUCACGUCACCCCUGAUUUCUCCAGGUUACACGCUCCCACUCCCUAUACUGGCAACAACUCUAUUUUGGUAGAUGAUGCAUCAUCAUCUUCUUCACCAACUUCAUGUCCAUCAUCCAAUGGACCACCCUCCUUGCUUGACAUGUCAUCUCUCAAGAACCAAUUACCCAGGUCCAGAAAGGGGGGGCUAUCCAAAUUUUACAAUGGUAAAUCAGAAUCCUUCACUUCACUGUCAGAGGUGACAAGCAUAGAAGACCUACCAAAGAAGGAAAGACCAUACACAAGAAGAAAGAUGGGUUGCAAGAGUUUAAGGGCUGGUUUGGAUGCUUUCAAAUCACACACUUCUCCUACACCAAUCAUCACUAAGAAGACUUCACCAUCAUCACCAUCUUCUUCUUCUCAAAGUACAAGAGGAAAAACAAGCUUCAUU
Cuscuta campestris is the source of this 1675-nucleotide messenger RNA. The record is from the annotation of a GenBank genome assembly. Lineage: Eukaryota; Viridiplantae; Streptophyta; Magnoliopsida; Solanales; Convolvulaceae.